Tyto alba (common barn owl) is the source of this 7143-nucleotide messenger RNA. It is a transcript of the gene DLC1, whose product is annotated as DLC1 Rho GTPase activating protein. Gene Ontology annotation, biological process: signal transduction; regulation of Rho protein signal transduction; actin cytoskeleton organization. Gene Ontology annotation, molecular function: lipid binding; GTPase activator activity; protein binding. The record is from RefSeq and is a predicted model, not a curated record. The coding region runs from base 697 to 5322 and encodes 1541 amino acids. Gene Ontology annotation, cellular component: focal adhesion; membrane raft. The transcript is spliced from 19 exons. NCBI's taxonomy places the organism in Eukaryota, Metazoa, Chordata, Aves, Strigiformes, Tytonidae.
CAUCAGUCUGAAUUUAGUAGACAGAAGUCACUGGGAAAAGCUUGACAGGCUUGUGCUUAGUUAAGGCUCCCUCCAGCUGCAGAGGGUGUUUUUGUUAGAAUCACACAUUGAGCAAAACUGCUUAGAAUAGAGCAAUGAUCUCAGUAGUGAAAUCUGAACUUUUAUGCUAGCAGGAGCUAACUGGGAAUGGGCUCGUUUGUUUGUUUGUUUGCUCCUUCGUUUUGUUUUUUUGGUUGUUUGUUUUUGUUUUUUUUUUUUAUUUUAUUGACCAAAGAUUUUAGGGAGGUCAUGUCUGAACUCCAGAUUCUCUUCGUGUAGGUAAGGCUGUCUUGGAAUCUUUCUGUACUUUAAACUAUCAAAAAAUUAUAUUAAAAAAAAAAACAAAACAAACAAACAAACAAAAAAAAAAACCAAAACAACGACAAAUCAGAAAAGAAACAAGCAGUAUCCAGCGCUGGAGCUUUCUGCGUUCAGGAUCUCAACACUAAAACUGGAGGUGGUGGAACAAUAGAAGUAUGCCCAUUUUGGCUUUUUCAUAAAUCUCAGAAGUUAACUAAUUUUUAUUCCUUCAAUUGUCAAAUGUGAUGUUAAAAUGAUGAAACCCUCUCUCCCUCUGGAGCAGUGCACAGCAGCCAUGACAUCUCCUCUGGUCCUCCAUGGAAGGUAUGUUGCAGCCUGCUGCUGAACUGUUAUGACAUGUCUCUAGCAAUCAGAAAGAAAAGCUGGGAAGAGCAUGUGACCCAGUGGAUGGGAUUGGCUUUGGAAUCUGUGGAGUACAAUACAGCAUGUCGUCAUGGACUUGUAGCUGAUAACUUGCAGACAAGUAUGGAAAAAGAUGAGGCUUUGAGCGUGGACCGGAAAGAAAAACGCGCUUCGUUUCCGGAGUGCUGUUAUAGCGGAGAGCUGAUUGGCUUCCCUGCAAAACAGCUGGGAAAUGUUUCAAAGGAGGUGGAUGAAAAUGAUAACCAUGAGGAUGAGGAGCAUUUUCUGGAGGCCAGCACAGAAACUCUAGUCCACGUGUCUGAUGAAGAUGAUGACUAUUCAGCACUCAAUCUGGAUAGUGUUAAUUACCACAUCACUGCUGUAGGAAGGGAACUAAAAGAUGAAGAAAUGAGUUUAAAUGGAGCAGGCUCCUUAACACAGAUGAUGCCAAUAAUAGAGGGUAACAAGGCAGAUGAAGCAUCUGGAAUAAUUGGAGAUAUAUGUAAGGAAACUGGCUCUGACACAGUUCCUAAAGAGGAGAUGGAAGAAGAUGAUGUUUGUGGCAGUAUUGUCCAAAGCCUGGAGCUUUGUAAUUAUGAAGGCUUAAAUAAAAUAGUAGAUGUAGAGAAAGAAAAUCAUUCUAAUUCUCCAAAUGUGAAAGAAAUUAUUAUGCCUGGGAAGCAGCUGCUUCAUACUGCUGUAAUUGCACAACAGCGCCGGAAAUCUGAUGCUUUUAAAGACGGGCUUGGAAAGUCUGAGUGUAAUGUAGUGGAGAGUGGGAUUUCUUCUGAAUCAUGCUCCAGCAGUGAUAGACAACUAUGUUCAGCAGUGGAAUCUGGCGACUGCCUUAUGCAAUCUUCUCCUUGCUCUCACAUCCCAGCAGUGGAAAAUGGUCUGGAUGAAAGUGGUUUCACAGAACCACAAGUGGCCCCUGAGAACAAAUGCCUUUCAAAUGUCAGUUCAGCUGAAGACAUUCAGUGUUUACAUGUAAGGAAUCAUUUGACCACACAAGAAUAUUCAGACAGUCAAGUGAAACUGCGUAAAAGAAAGGAAGUAACAGAAGAUCGGGAUCGAUCACGACUGGAUUCAAUGGUGCUGUUAAUCAUGAAACUGGACCAGCUUGACCAGGAUAUUGAAAAUGCUCUCAGUGCAGGCUCUUCCCCAUCCAGCACCCCAACAUACAAACGGAGGCAUAUACCCGAUGUUGAAUCCGGUUCUGAAAGUGGAGUGGAUGUUGCUUCAGUAAGUCAGUUACAAACAAACUUGUCUCCUAACAUCCAUGUUCCCGAUCUAGCAUCUCCCUGUUCUGUAGCCAGCUCUGGAGCUAAACCAAAGGCUGGGGCUAUGCCAGUUAUUUCAGAGAAGGAGAAGGCUGAAAUUGAGGCCAAGGAAGCUUGUGACUGGCUGCGGGCUGCCGGGUUCCCACAAUACGCUCAGCUUUAUGAAGAUCUCCUUUUUCCAAUUGACAUCGCUCUAGUCAAGCGAGAGCAUGACUUUCUGGACAGAGAUGCUAUUGAGGCCUUAUGCAGGCGCUUAAAUACUUUAAACAAAUGUGCAGUGAUGAAGCUAGAAAUUAGUCCCCACAGGAAAAGGAGUGAAGAUUCAGAUGAAGAUGAACCUUGUGCAAUAAGUGGCAAAUGGACUUUUCAGAGGGACAGCAAGAGGUGGUCGAGGCUUGAAGAGUUUGAUGUGUUCCCUCCAAAACCGGACUCUAAUACCCCCUCCCCAGAAGCUCCUCACCUUACUAACGCAGCAAGCAGCGAGAGUGUGCUAACAGACCUCAGCGAGCGCCAGGACGUGGCUUCUAUUCUGAGCAUCAGCAGCACCAGCAGCCACCAACCAACCCUGCAGAGCGAGGCAUCUACUACCAGGACAAACUCGGUUGUGAGUGUUUGUUCAUCGAGCAAUUUCGUAGCAAAUGAUGACUCAUUCAGCAGCCUUCCCUCGCCCAGGGAGUUGAAUAGCUUCAGCUUCAACGCAAAAGCCAAUGAGAAGAACGCCAAGUCCAAAACAAAGAGCCUGCUCAAGAGAAUGGAGAGCCUGAAAAUCAAGAGCUCUCACCAUGGCAAGAGCAAAGCUCCUUCAAAGCUUGGCCUUAUUAUUAGUGGGCCCAUCCUGCAGGAGGGCAUUGAUGAAGAUAAACUGAAACAACUUAACUGCGUGGAGAUUUCUGCCCUCAACGGCAAUCACAUCAGCCUCCCCAUGGUACGAAAGAGGAGCGUCUCCAAUUCCACCCAGACCAGCAGCAGCAGUAGUCAGUCUGAGACAAGCAGUGCUGUCAGCACACCCAGUCCCGUCACAAGAACACGCAGCCUCAGUGCGUACAAUAAAAGGGUGGGCAUGUACCUGGAAGGCUUCGACCCUUUCAACCAGUCAACAUUCAAUGACGUGAUGGAGCAGAACUUCAAGAACCGGGGAAGCUUUGCAGAAGACACCGUGUUUUUUAUCCCUGAAGACCAUAAGCCUGGCACUUUUCCCAAAGCACUCUCCAAUGGCAACUUCUCCCCAACAGAAAGCAACGCUUCUGUGAACUGGAGGACAGGGAGUUUCCACGGACAUGGCCAUCUCACUCUCCGGAGGGAAAACAGCAGCGACAGCUCCAAAGAGCUGGGCGUGGGGAAAAGGCGCAACUCCUCCAGCUCAGUGAGCAGCCGCCUGAGUAUUUAUGACAACGUGCCAGGCUCGAUCCUGUAUUCCAGUACGAGCGACCUGGCCGACCUCGAAAAUGAAGACAUAUUCCCAGAACUAGAUGACAUCCUUUACCAUGUCAAAGGGAUGCAGAGGAUAGUAAACCAGUGGUCAGAAAAGUUCUCGGACGAAGGGGACUCCGACUCAGCGCUCGACUCCAUCUCCCCAUGUCCUUCCUCUCCAAAGCAGAUCCACCUUGAUGUAGAUAACGAUCGAACAACACCGAGUGACCUUGACAGUACGGGGAAUUCGCUGAAUGAAACAGAGGAGCCCGCGGGGAUGCAGGACAGGAGGGACUCUGGGGUGGGCGCAUCGCUGACGCGGUCCAGCAGGCACAGGCUGAGGUGGCACAGCUUCCAGAGCUCCCACCGGCCCAGCCUCAGCUCAGCAUCGCUGCAGAUCAACUGCCAGUCCGUGGCACAGAUGAACCUGCUGCAGAAGUACUCUCUCCUAAAGCUGACUGCUCUCCUGGAGAAGUACACGCCUUCCAACAAGCACGGUUUCAGCUGGGCAGUACCAAAAUUUAUGAAAAGGAUAAAGGUGCCAGAUUAUAAAGACCGAAACGUGUUUGGAGUACCGCUGCAAGUCAAUGUCCAGCGCACAGGGCAGCCUCUCCCACAGAGCAUUCAGCAAGCCAUGAGGUACCUCCGCAACCACUGCCUGGAUCAGGUUGGACUGUUUAGGAAAUCUGGAGUCAAAUCAAGAAUUCAGGCUUUGCGUCAAAUGAAUGAGAAUUCAACAGACAGUGUCAACUACGAAGGCCAGUCUGCUUACGAUGUAGCAGACAUGUUAAAGCAAUUCUUCCGUGAUCUCCCUGAGCCUCUCAUGACCAACAAACUCUCUGAGACCUUCUUACAGAUAUACCAAUAUGUGCCAAAGGAUCAGCGUCUCCAGGCUAUCAAGGCUGCUAUUAUGCUUUUACCCGAUGAGAACAGGGAGGUCCUCCAGAUUCUUCUCUAUUUCCUGAGUGAUGUCACAGCUGCAGUGAAGGAAAACCAGAUGACACCAACAAACCUGGCCGUCUGCUUAGCACCUUCCCUCUUCCACUUAAACACUCUCAAAAGAGAGAAUUCUUCCCCAAGGGUGAUGCAAAGAAAACCAAGCCUGGGAAAACCUGAUCAGAAAGACCUGAAUGAAAAUCUGGCUGCAACCCAAGGGCUAGCUCAUAUGAUUGCUGAAUGCAAGAAGCUCUUUCAGAUACCCGAAGAAAUGAGCAGGGGCCGGAACUCGUACACGGAGCAGGACCUGCGUCCCCUCAGCCUGGAGGAGCUCCGGGGCGGCAGCAGCACCGCUGAGCCCUCCGACUACCACUGCUACCUCCAGGACUGCGUAGACGACCUGCUCAAAGAGAUGAAGGAGAAGUUUAAAGGCUGGGUCAGCUGCUCCACCUCAGAGCAAGCAGAGCUGGCCUACAAGAAGGUAUGUGAAGGUCCCCCACUCCGGUUAUGGAAAACUACCAUUGAAAUCCCAGCUAUGCCAGAGGAUGUUUUAAAUCGUUUACUUAAAGAGCAGCAUCUUUGGGAUGAAGAUCUUAUAGAUUCAAAAGUAAUCGAACCUUUGGACAGCCAGACAGAUAUAUACCAGUAUGUCCAGAACAGCAUGGCACCUCACCCAGCCAGGGACUUCGUAGUCUUAAGAACAUGGAGGACAAACUUCCCCAAAGGAGCUUGUGUGCUUCUAGCAACCUCGGUGGACCAUGACCGCGCUCCAGUGGCGGGUGUUAGAGUCAAUGUACUUCUGUCUAGGUAUCUGAUUGAGCCCUGCGGGUCAGGAAAAUCGAAACUUACCUACAUGUGCAGAAUUGAUUUAAGGGGCCACAUGCCAGACUGGUACACCAAGUCUUUUGGACAUUUGUGUGCAUCUGAAGUCGCUAAGAUACGAGACUCUUUCAGUCAUCAGAGUCUUGAGAGCAAGGAAGUAAAAUCCAGGUGACUACUGAAGAGAAACAACCACGCGCUUCCACUCCUCAGCAACGUAGACAUUACCCAAAACUGAGGCUUGUCCGCUGCAGACCGGACUAGUGUACCAUCUGCAAGUCAUGUCAUGAAGGCAUGACAGUAUGAGAACUUGAACUGUGAGCAUUACUAUAGGACUGUGGCCAUACCAUACACUUUAAAGCUGCUUCCUGUCUGUGUAAGGUCUAUAGUGUAGGCCUCGACUGGAAUACAUAGGAUGACUGUGCAAAAACAAACAAAAAAAAAAAAGUAUUGCUAUUAGAUGGUCUGAAUUGCUUCUGAGAAGCAAAAUUCUUUAAAUGCAAAAUAUAUUAUGAAAUAUGGUGAAAGCUCAUCAUUCCCAUGUGAAAUACUUAGCUUUAUGUACAUACCCAUGUCAUUUUAUUUGUAGUGCGUUGAGGGACUGGUGUAUCCACUGGAAUAGUUGGUACUCUUCAAUGUGUUCUCACUGAGAUAAGCAGAGAAAGGUUUGCACAGAGAUUAAAGUGUGAAUGAGUGUGUUAAUGGUUGAAAGGAUAGCAGAAGUCGAACUUGAAAUGUGUCUGGUACACUGAUAGGCAACCAGAAUGGAUUUUAGUAUGCUGGAUACAGUUCAACCUAGAAUGGGACUCCCCUGUGGACCAGGAGUAGCCAUGUGCCAGUUCUGCAUUUUCCUCAGCUCUAACCUUGUUAAAAACCCUAAGCAGAUGUUACAAGAGGCUUGCUCCACUUACUGUCCACUCCUUAUGCAUAUGAUCUUUUAGGAGUGAUUAGCAAUUCUAUAGUAAUUUUAAGUAAACACACUUUUGAGCAACAUAGCAGCUUAGAAAUGAAAUGUCUAUGCAGCGGUGAAGAGAACCAGUAAUGUCAACUGUUAAUUUGCCAAAAAAAAGUGUUUGUUGCUUUUACUCCUACCUGUGUUAACUAGAAGUGUUUUAAUGAGCUUUUAUAUAUUUUACUGUAUUCUAAUGGCUCAAGAGGAAGAAAUCAACACUGGAGUUGCAGUGCCGGGAGGUGGCAGGACUCCUGCAGCAGCAGGUGGGGUGAGGUGGCUAGGAGGACUCACACGAGCUCUCUCCCUUUUCUCUCCCUCUUUUGCCUGUUAUCCUGAGCGCUGCACGUUAACACGAACAGAACCUGGAUGUGAGCAAUUUGGAGGGUUAUAUUUGGGGGCAGAGAGGAAGGUGGGGUUUUAUUGGGUAUAAAACCUUUGAGAUAUUCCCCCCUCCUUCAGAAUCAACUUGUAUGAACUGUAGGAAGUCUUGAGGUCCUCUGGAAAGGUGUCUUUCUGUAGGUUUUACUGUAAAGGUAAAGAUUUGCUUUCAAGGUGCAGUAUUAAGUGAUAAAUGUAUUUUGUGGCUAGGGUAUGAAUGAGUUGCAAGAUGGAAUUUUGACUGAGACUUUGUUACCAUUGUCAGUAUUAUUUUAAGCUUUUUGAUGAAGAUUUUUUUAUUAUGGCAAAUAAUGUAGUACUUCCAGUAACAAUGUUCCUCAUGAGUAGGAAAACCUUGUAUAUUCUUCUACAUCACUUUUGAAUUUGUAAAAUUGUAUGUUGUACAUACCAUUCUAUUGUAAACAUGUAUACUUGCCCACAGUGUACUGUCAAACAUAGAUAAAGCAUGAUAAAGAUUAUUUAAAAUAUACCUGUAUUUAUACCUCAGAUAUUCUUUUUGGGUUUUUGUACCUCAAGUAUGUUUUCUAUUGUAAAUGUGCUUUACAUGACUAUGAUCUACAUGAGAGAAAGGAAGAUGUUUAACUUGAUAUAGAUGUCUGUACAGAAUAUACUCAAUAAGUGCACUAUUAAAUGUUUAAAAUUGGA